AUGGCCACUGCAAUCGUAACCGGCGCCACAGGCAUAACCGGCGGCGCAAUCGUCCGCCACCUCUCCAAGGACCCCUCGUACAAAAAGGUCUACGCCCUCUCACGACACGACCCCGGCUACUCCGACCCCAAGAUCCAACAUGCGACCAUCGACCUACAAGGUUCCGCCUCCGACAUGGCGAGCAACCUCUCCGGCCUCUCCGCGGACUACGUCUACUUUUGCGCAUACAUGGCACACGAGGAUCCAAACGAACUAUGCAGAAUAAACGGGACGAUGCUGUCGAAUUUCAUCCAAGGACUGGAAAAGACAGGUGCCGUCAAGACGCUGAAGCGCUUCAUCCUCACCUGCGGCUUCAAGCAGUACGGCGUGCAUCUCGGAAACGCGAAGCAGCCCAUGUUUGAAGACGAUCCGUUGCUCGAGGGUACCUUUGGCGGCGUCGAGUGGCCGCCCAACUUCUACUACGUGCAGCAGCGCAUCCUCUCCGAUGCCGCGGAGCGGAAUCAGGGUCGCUGGGACUGGGUCGUCACGCUCCCGGAGGAUGUGCUGGGGUUUGCCAAGGGGAAUUUCAUGAACGAGGCUACCGCGCUGGGCCUGUAUGCGUGUGUCUCGAAACUGCUUCCUGGGUCUGAGCUUCCGUUCCCGGGGUGCAAGGCGGGGUAUUUUGCGUUCAACACGUGGACGUCGUCGAAUCUGCACGCGAGGUUCUGUCUCUGGGCUGCGACGGCGCCAGGGGUCGGGAAUAACAUCUUCAACGUGACGAAUGGGGACACGGAGUCGUGGCAGAAUCUGUGGCCACGGAUUGCAGAGCGGUUUGGAUGCAGAGUUCCUGAACCCAUGUUCCCGCAUGGUGGGACGGCGGAUACGCAGGGUUAUAAGCACUACGAGAGCAACACGGUCCGAAUGCCGAGUACGCAUCCGCUAAAGGCUCGCGCGGGGGAUAUCGGUGUCGCGCAGAACCCGUCGACUGAAGAGACGCCGACGCUGUUUUUGCAGAUUGACCCGGAGAAGUGGGCAAAGCGAAAGGAGGUGAAUGAGGCGUGGGCUACGCUGAGGGAUAAGUAUAAGCUUGACCAGAGGGCGUGGGAAAAGGCUACCUGGGACUUUAUAUCGUUUGUGUUGGGGAGGGACUGGAGCUGUGUGGGGAGUAUGAGUAAGGCGAGGCGAUUUGGGUGGACGGGAUAUGCGGAUACGUGGAGUGAGUUGGAGGAUGUUUUUGAGACGUUGGAAAAGGAGGGGAUUUUGCCGCCUGCUCAGAAGUUGAAGAGUGAUUUUAAAUGA
Aspergillus calidoustus is the source of this 1278-nucleotide messenger RNA. The record is from the annotation of a GenBank genome assembly. NCBI's taxonomy places the organism in Eukaryota, Fungi, Ascomycota, Eurotiomycetes, Eurotiales, Aspergillaceae.